CGAACUUAAGCAAGAAGAAGCGCCUCAGAAUCGUCACUAUGCAGCGGCUCGCCUUGUUAUGACUGCAACUUAGAAACCGGUAGGUCGAAAACCACAUUUUCUUUCUCCUAUUCGCACCCAACCCAGUACAGGUGCAGAACCUCAUCCGCUCACCCCCAUCGUCGCCAUCAACCUCAAGCACCAGUAUGGUUACCGUGAAGAUCACUGAGAACACUGUCCCCUUCAAGCACCCAUCACUCCCGUAUCCCUGCGAAACAUACUACAAGAUCUACGGCGACAUCACAUCCGGUGUUCGCCCACUUGUCACCCUCCAUGGCGGUCCCGGCAUGUCACACAACUACCUACUAUCUAUCUCACGACUAGCUUCCACACACUCCAUACCCGUAAUCUUCUACGACCAAAUCGGCACAGGACGCAGCACACAUCUCCGCUCCAAACGCCUCGACACCAAAUUCUGGACAACGGAAUUGUUCAUCGCCGAGCUGGACAACCUCUUAUCGUCUCUCAACAUCGCAGACUCAUUCGACCUCCUAGGCCAAUCGUGGGGCGGCAUGCUCGGCGCCAUGUUUGCAGUUCGUGGUCACCAGGGCCUCGCCAAACUUAUCAUAUCAAAUUCUCCCGCCAGUAUGCCCCUGUGGCUCGAAUCGUGCAAUUACUGGCGCACACAACUCCCGUCGGAAAUCGAGCACGCGCUACAAAAGCACGAAAAGAACGGUACGUUCGACGAUCCCGAGUACAAGGCUGCAGUGGAGUACUUCUACAAACUGCACCUUUGCCGCACGUUCCCCUUUCCCAAGGACCUGCAGGACAGCAUCGACUGGGUGGAGCGCGACGAUACGGUGUACAUGACUAUGAAUGGACCAUCGGAAUUUACUGUGAUAGGGAGUCUCAAAGACUGGAGUAUUGUGGAUGACAUACACAAGAUCUCCGCGCCAACGCUGGUGCUGAAUGGAGAGUUCGACGAGGCAAGGGACAGUUGUGUGUAUCCUUUUUUCGAACAGAUUCCGAAGGUCAAGUGGUAUACCUUUUCUGGGGCAAGCCAUUGUAGUAACGUCGAGGUUCCGGAGAGGUAUUGCGCUGUGGUGGGUGAGUUUCUGAACAGUUCGGUCUGAGACGGAAGGAGGAUCGAAGGCUUUCGAGCGAGAAAUUGAUCCACAGGGAUUUGAAUAAGGGCAGGAACUCUACCUCGGGUCCAAGCGUUUGGAUGGCCACGCUAUGGAGAACUUCAAUCGUGGAAAGGAGUA
Messenger RNA from Exophiala viscosa, 1244 nucleotides. Its product is annotated as proline-specific peptidase. The coding region runs from base 186 to 1112 and encodes 308 amino acids. The transcript has a single exon. Gene Ontology annotation, molecular function: peptidase activity. The record is from RefSeq and is a predicted model, not a curated record. Gene Ontology annotation, biological process: proteolysis. NCBI's taxonomy places the organism in Eukaryota, Fungi, Ascomycota, Eurotiomycetes, Chaetothyriales, Herpotrichiellaceae.